This is a messenger RNA of Rotaria sp. Silwood1, 534 nucleotides long. Lineage: Eukaryota; Metazoa; Rotifera; Eurotatoria; Philodinida; Philodinidae. The record is from the annotation of a GenBank genome assembly.
AUGAUAGUCAAACAUUUUUUAUACUAUGAAAAUUAUACAAAUUCAAUAAAAAAUACUAAAAUAAGAAAUAUUCUAUCAAUUGAAAGUUUAUUAAUAGCUGAUGUAUGGGAAACAUUAUUACGUACAAUAAAUUGUAUGUUAAGUUCAACAAAUAAAACACAUGAUAAAUUCCAAGUAUUUCGACAAGGAAAAUUUUAUAAUGGUUUAACACCAGGUCAAAAAAUAAAUUAUACUUUUGAUGUUUAUUGUGUGACAAGAAAUAAUAUGCCUGAAAGUAUUGGAUUUUUUCGAGCAUCAACAACACUCAAGGUUGCUGAUGAUGUGUCAUAUCGUUUUCGUAUGUCUUAUGAUAAUCGAACACGUUUAGUUGUAACAAUAUUUGAUGAAUCAUUUAUGACGUUAAAAAAGAAUCGUAAUGAUAGUUUAACUGAAAAAACAAUUCCACAUGGUACUAUUCUUGAUACAUCAAAUGUCGAAGGUUAUUGUGUUGAUUUAGCUUAUACUAUAUGUCAUGAGAGAUUAAAAUUACCUUAG